Molecule: messenger RNA, 2409 nt
Organism: Loa loa (African eye worm)
Lineage: Eukaryota; Metazoa; Nematoda; Chromadorea; Rhabditida; Onchocercidae
Product: AMP-binding enzyme family protein
Exons: 15
Coding region: 74-2302 (742 amino acids)
Biological process (GO): long-chain fatty acid metabolic process; neuron differentiation; long-chain fatty-acyl-CoA metabolic process
Cellular component (GO): plasma membrane; lipid droplet; endoplasmic reticulum
Molecular function (GO): long-chain fatty acid-CoA ligase activity
Source: RefSeq, a predicted model, not a curated record
AUUUUCUUCCUACUUUUACAGGCUUUUUUUGGGGUGUAUUUUAUUUUGUGUGUGUGUUUUUUUCGCAAAGAUAAUGGAUCGAAAAGCAAUGAUAGCAGAUCGAAAAGCACGUUUUAAGCAUAUGGGUGAGGAUCAUGGUGAUAGCAAAGAAACAAUUGACAAAGUUAUAAAGGGAACUUCACCAUUAUGGAUUCAAUUAAUUAUUCUUCUGUUACGUGCAUGGUUUUUUAUAUAUGACUGCUUGAACUAUAUACCAUAUGAGUUAUUCAACUCACCCACUGCUAAAUUAAAACGAAGUGAAAGGAUAAAGGCAAGGCCAAUCAAGGAUCCUGAUAGCCCAUGGAUUAACGUUGAUGGUCCAGUCACUGAAGAUUUCCCUGGUGUAGAUACAGUUGAUAAACUAUUUACAUAUGUAGCAAUGCUGCAUGGUGACAUACCGGCGUUAGGCACCCGAGAACUGCUGGAAGUGUACGAAGAAAAACAGCCAAAUGGACGUAUAUUCGAAAAAUGGGUGAUGGGUAAUUAUAAUUGGCAAACUUUUGCCGAGGUUCAUGAAAAAAUUGGUCGAAUAGCUUCGGGUCUAAAAAAUAUGGUGGAAAAUGAUAGUCGAGCGGUGAUUUUUUCGGAAACUCGAGCUGACUGGUUCAUCACUGCGUUCUCUCUCUUCAGAAUUAAUGUACCAAUUGUAACAGUAUAUGCAACCCUCGGUGAAGAGGCAAUAGCUCAAGCAAUCAACGAAACUGAUUCGACAUUGCUGAUAACAUCAGCAGAACUUCUGCCGAAAAUCGCAGUGAUCGGGAAGAAGUGUCCGACAUUGCAGUCCUUAGUCUAUUUCCGUCCCGUGCAUCCUUCGAAGAAAAUUACCGUCAUGGAUAUCAUUAAGCAGCAGUUUCGAAGUGUCAUGUCAUUGGAUGAACUAGAAACUUGCAAAAAUACUGUUUCAGAAGUUUCACCAGCUGGACGAAAUGACAUAGCAAUGAUAAUGUACACAAGUGGUACCACUGGAGCUGCGAAGGGAGUGAUUUUGACGCAUUAUAAUAUCGUAUCAUCGGUGGCCGGAUUAGGCGCUGCACUACCUAUCAUCAACCACACCGACGUCUAUAUUGGGUAUCUUCCACUGGCGCAUAUCCUGGAGUUUGCGGCAGAACUGACCUGUCUGACGCGGAAUUGUCGUGUUGGAUACUCAAGUCCAUUGACACUUCAUGACCGUGGCGCUAAAAUUAAGCCAGGUACACAUGGAGAUUGCUGGGCUCUAAGACCAACAAUUUUGGCCACAGUGCCGGCAAUAAUGGAUAGAAUAUUCAAAGCUAUAAGUGACGAAGUUGCAUCAGCUCCACGUUUGAUGCAGGAACUUUUCCGAUUAAAUUAUGAACGAAAGCGGGCACGUUAUCAGGAAGGAUACUGCAGUCCAUUUUUGGAUAGAAUUGUUUUCAAAAAGAUUCGGCGUCUUUUGGGCGGCAAACUGCGAGGUAUAUUGUGUGGUGGAGCAGCACUGAAUCCAGAAACUCAACGUUUUAUGAAUAUUUGUAUGUGCUGUCCAGUUAUUCAAGGAUAUGGACUAACUGAGACAUGUGCAGCAGUUGCUAUCGCUGAUGUCAAUGACCUAAGCACAGGAACUGUCGGUCCACCCGUGCGUUGUUCACGAAUACUUCUUCGCGAAUGGAGUGAGGGAGGCUACACUCCGUUCAAUGAUCCACCUCAAGGUGAAGUUCUUGUCAGCGGUCCGAACAUAUCACCAGGCUAUUGGAAAGACACUGAUAAAACAGCUGAAGAUUUCGUGGUUAUUGAUGGUGUACGAUAUUUAGCUACUGGCGAUAUUGGUGAAUUUCGUGAAGAUGGGUCACUUCGUAUAAUUGAUCGAAAGAAAGACUUAGUAAAACUUCAACACGGCGAAUAUGUAUCACUGGCAAAGAUCGAGACUGCGAUGUUGAAUUGCCCUUUGGUUGACAAUAUCUGCUGUUAUGGCGAUUCAUUAUCGUCAUAUCUGAUUGCACUUAUUGUGCCUAACAAGAAACAUCUGACAGAAAUGGCUGAACAGUUUGAUAUCAAAACAUCAAGUUGGACUGAUUUGUGUCAUAAUGUGAAAAUUGUGAAGGAAUGUCAGAAACGUAUGGAGGAACAUGCUAUGAAAAAUCAUUUGUUGAAAAAUGAAUUGCCAGGAAAGAUCUAUUUAUGUGAUGAAAUAUGGACAGCUGAGUCUGGUCUUUUGACCGAAGCAAUGAAACUGAAACGUCGCCUAAUAAAAGAGAAAUACGAACAAGUUAUUGCACAGCUUUAUCGUGAUGAUUCUUAUAUGCGCUAAUAUGAAUGAUAUGUAAGUUGAAUAGUUCGUCUCCUGCAAAAUAGUUAUAUAUAAUGUCUUCGUUUCAUAUCGUCCAUUUUUGCUAUUCUCGUAGUUUUAAAAAUUCC